Trichoderma asperellum CBS 433.97 is the source of this 900-nucleotide messenger RNA. RefSeq lists its product as uncharacterized. Gene Ontology annotation, cellular component: peroxisome; mitochondrion; cytoplasm. Gene Ontology annotation, molecular function: heme binding; catalase activity. Lineage: Eukaryota; Fungi; Ascomycota; Sordariomycetes; Hypocreales; Hypocreaceae. The record is from RefSeq and is a predicted model, not a curated record. Gene Ontology annotation, biological process: hydrogen peroxide catabolic process; response to hydrogen peroxide.
AUGCUUCACCUCGACUUGAUUAGCACCCUCAAAGAUAUCUUUGGGCGAUUUGACCAUGUUAGGCCUUCCCAUGCCAGAGGCGUCUUUGUGGCCGGUUCCUUUACUCCAACAAACGAAGCUAAGCAACUGUCUGCUGCACCUCAUUUCGACUCUCCCUCAACGCCAGUCAUAGCUAGAUUCUCUUUGUUCACCGGAAUCCCAGAUUUACCGUCGAAUACCCCCCAGGCAACUCCUCAUGGUCUUGCUGUUCGAUUCUUGAUAGGAGACGACACGAAAACGGACAUUAUUUGCCAAUCGUCGGUCCUCUUCCCCGGAGCGACUGGGGAAGAGGUUCUCGCAGUCUUCCAAUCCUUCAGGGACAACACUGUUGAGGAAUAUGCCAAAGAUCAUCCGGCGGCCGCUAGUUUCCUACAAGAGGACAGAAAAAUCCCCAAAAACUUUGGUACACAAUCCUUCUACUCUAUCAACGCGUUCAAGUUUGUGAAUGCUUCUGGCAAAAGUGCUUUUAUUCGAUAUCGCUGGAUUCCGCUGUCUGGGAAACAAUAUUUGACGGAGAGCGAGCUGGAAGCAAAAGGACCGAAUUUCCUCUUCGACGAGCUGCCUGGCGUUUUUGCCCAAGGACCGAUUAUCUUCAAGCUGGUAGUUCAGGUGGCGGGAGAUGAUGACGUUACAAAUGAUUGCACCAAGAUCUGGCCCGAGGAUCGUAAACUUGUUGAACUUGGCACCCUCACCUUGAACAAGGUUGCUGGUGAGGAAGAAUUGCCUCCUCAAAAUCAGACUAUCGCCUAUAAUGUCUUUCCUGGAGUUCAGGGCAUCGAGCCCUCGGAUGAUCCGAUUAUAGCUACUCGUUCUGAGGUAUAUCGAAUCAGUAGCCAGAUUCGCCGGGAUGCCAAAGUUUGA